AUGGAGACCAACGAAAACGCGAAGAAGACACACAGAGACGACGAGGAAGAUAGUAAAGAAGACUUUAGAGAAAAAGCGGGAGUAUAUGCAUCAUCAUCAGCAGCACAACAACAACAACAACAACAGAAUCAAGAGCGAACGUUUACUCACGUGUUCGACUUAGCGGACAAGUACGCGCAGACGCGAAUAGCGCACGAAGAAAAGACAAGAGAGGCGAUGAUGUCGAUCGCGCGGGCGAGAUAUUCGCUCGGCGCGGUAGGAUGGGAAGCGGUGGCGAACGACGUGGAAGCAAAGAAAACAUCGGCGAAGUGCUGCGUCGCAAAAGUGACUUCUUCUUCGAGUGAUGAUGACGACGAGCGCGACGCGUUUCGAGCGGUGUUCAUCACGGACGACGACGACGAGGAGGAAAAAAAGGAGGGAGAAGAAGAAGAUGAGCAAACGACGAAAAGGAGUAAUAAUAAAAGUUUUGGAAGAAGAAGAAGAAGACAGAAAGCGGUAUACCAGGCGAGAGCGGUGAUUGAAAAGUUUCGCGAGUUGACGAAAGCGUCCGCGGAGGUGCUCUCGCUGAAAAGCGCUUUGGGAAGGGAAGUGGAGAGGUACGAGAGACAGUAUUUAACAGCAGCAGCAGCAGCAGCAACAGCGCGGUAG
Molecule: messenger RNA, 648 nt
Organism: Bathycoccus prasinos
Lineage: Eukaryota; Viridiplantae; Chlorophyta; Mamiellophyceae; Mamiellales; Bathycoccaceae
Exons: 1
Coding region: 1-648 (215 amino acids)
Source: RefSeq, a predicted model, not a curated record